CACCUACCAACCUCCGCUGAGCUUGACGCUUUGAUUAGAAAGAUAGCUCCUCCUACCCCACCAUGCCUCCUGCACAGAUCAAGCAGGAUCUGAACCGAUCCGGAUGGGAGACCACCGACUUCCCCUCGGUGUGCGAGAGCUGUCUUCCGGACAAUCCUUACGUACAGAUGCUGAAGGAGGACCACGGCGCAGAAUGCAAAUUAUGUACACGUCCGUUCACCAUCUUUCGCUGGAAGGCCGACCGCACCGCGCGCACCAAGCGCACGACCAUCUGCCUCACCUGCGCCCGACUCAAGAACUGCUGCCAGUGCUGCAUGCUGGAUUUGUCCUUCGGGCUGCCCAUCGUCGUCCGUGACGCAGCGCUGAAGAUGGUCGCGCCGGGCCCGGAAAGCACCAUCAACCGCGAAUACUACGCGCAGGGCCACGAGAAGGAGAUCGAGGAAGGCCGCGGGGCGGUGGAGGAAUACGAGAAGACCGACGAGAAGGCGCGCGAGCUGCUGCGACGCCUCGCCAACAGCGAGCCGUACUACCGCAAGCAGCGGCGGAUCGAAACGUCCGAAGACGGAGAAGGGGGUGCUGCUGCCGCGUCCAGCGGGGCGGCGCCCGUCGUCCACAGUCGCUACGGCAACGGGCCAGGGCCGAUUCGCACCAGCGAGAGUCGGAGGGGGACGCCGUUGCCUGGACGGGGUGGACGGGGAGGCCUGCGUGGUGGUGGGCGCGGCGGACGCUCGUUCCCCAGCGCUGCGCAGGUGCCGCCCUCCGCUGAGGAUAUUCAUCCGCCCGCGGACCCCAACAUCACUUCGCUCUUUGUGACGGGCGUCGAGGACGACCUCCCCGAGCAUGAGCUGCGCACCUUUUUCACCCAGUUCGGUUCGCUGCGCUCGCUGAUCUGCUCCCACCGCGCUCACUCCGCGUUCGUCAACUUCGCCACGCGCGAGGGCGCCGAGGCCGCCGCCAAGCACUGCCAGGGCAAGGCUGUCCUCCAGGGAUGUCCUCUUCGCGUUCGCUGGGGUAAGCCCAAGCCGCUAGAUAACAUGGAUCGGGAGGAGCGGUUGAAGAACGCCCGGGAAGGUCGACAAGCCGUGGGGGCGCGCUCCGCAGAUGGAGGCAGGAGAGCCAUCACGGCGGCCGGAGACGACGCCAGCAAGGAACAAAGACCCCGCAAUUACGCCGUGGCUCCCCCUCCGGGUGCCGGCGACAUCCAGUACUCAAGUUUAAACGGCGAUUGAAGCCUUUUCCUUCUUCACUAUCAACACUACUUUCUUUUCCAUUGGUUACCGGGGCAUAGGGACCUUUCAUAUGGUGUAUGUUUGAGAGCGGGCGUUGUCUUUUUCUUAUCUGUAUGUAUUUAUCUAUUUCUACAUGUCCGAUCGAAACCAUGAAAUACCCCAAAGAGACGCCAGAAAGGAGAGAGAAAAAAGUUCGGGUAUAC
Molecule: messenger RNA, 1432 nt
Organism: Aspergillus homomorphus CBS 101889
Lineage: Eukaryota; Fungi; Ascomycota; Eurotiomycetes; Eurotiales; Aspergillaceae
Gene: slt11
Product: Pre-mRNA-splicing factor ECM2
Exons: 2
Coding region: 63-1229 (388 amino acids)
Cellular component (GO): U2-type catalytic step 1 spliceosome; U2-type catalytic step 2 spliceosome; Prp19 complex
Molecular function (GO): U6 snRNA binding; pre-mRNA binding
Source: RefSeq, a predicted model, not a curated record